AAGCUGUUUUCAUGCGAUAUACGAAGAAUUCCACCGAGUUGGAGUAUCAGAUAUUGCACGAUAAAACUAGUGAUACAGACCAUUCUAAUAAAAAUAAUAAUCCAAACCAUUCUAAUAAAAAACCUAGUAAUAAACCUAAAUUGCAAAAAAAACUCUAUAAAAAGGCACCAAAUGGAAAAUGGGAAUGUGGGCAGUUAGUUAAGACUCAGGGUUCAACUGGCAACUUUCAAAUAUAUUUAAAUAUACAUGGAAUUACUAAACCUACCAAAGUCAUUGAUACAAUCGAACAGCCAACAAUUACUGAAAUGUUUCAUCGUGCUGCUAGACAAAAUACUUGUCAAAAAGAAUCCAUCAAUUAUGCUUUGAUAGAAUGGAUAGUUACAGAUUUGCAACCUCUUUAUGUUUUGAAAAAUGAAAGUUUUAUUAAACUUAUUCAUAUUUUAAAUCCAUAUUACAAACUUCCAUCUAAUAAAUAUAUAAAGGCGCUAAUUCAUCAAAGUUAUAAUUAUUUAAUAAAAAAUCUUAAAAUGCUUCUAGCAACAGAAAUAAAAACAUGCGGAUUAACAUACGACUUAUGGACUGCACAUUCUAAAAGCAGAUAUAUAGGUAUUACAUGUCAUUUUAUUAACUCUAAUUAUGAAUUAAAAGAAGCUAUACUUGCAAUUAAAUAUGCUCCAUAUUCUCAUGAUGCU
Messenger RNA from Racocetra persica, 692 nucleotides. NCBI's taxonomy places the organism in Eukaryota, Fungi, Glomeromycota, Glomeromycetes, Diversisporales, Gigasporaceae. The record is from the annotation of a GenBank genome assembly.